UCAGUCGUAACACAUUACUUACUGGAUACUAAAUUAUCUUCUCAAUUUGAAGUAUUUUGUAAAAAUGAUUGAAAAAAUGGAAGAAAUACCCGCCUUUGCCGCUCUAAGUGAAUUUGCUAGCAGUAGCGCCGGCGGCCAAGUUCUAUUCGCAACCGACGAUUUCUUCGCACCAUGUGAAAACAUGAUAUUAGAUACCGAGCCAGUUUUCAUAGCUGAUAAAUACACUGAGUACGGAAAAUGGAUGGAUGGCUGGGAGACUCAAAGGAAGAGAAUACCUGGUCAUGAUUGGUGCAUCAUAAAACUGGCUACAAAAUGUGUUAUAAGAGGUUUAUUAAUAGAUACAGCUUUUUUCUCGGGGAACUACGCACCGAAAUACUCUAUACAGGCCGCUUGUUUAACACCAGAAGAAGAGGCGUUAUUGCCCGAAAGGGACUCAGAAAUGGGGUCAGCGUGCACCGAAUGUGACUUGGAACGGGUAAAACAGCUUAGGACUGACAAAUGGGAGGAAAUUGUCCCUAUAACUGCUUUGCGACCCGGCUAUGAAGAGACCAGGAUGAACUUCCAGAAGGUACUAUGUGAUGAAGCGUGGACUCACAUACGCGUGAAUAUUUACCCGGAUGGCGGCAUUGCAAGACUUCGCGUAUACGGUGAAGCAAAACCGGAGCUGCCAGCCAGUGAUCACUUAAUCGAUUUAAUAUCAUUAUUAAAUGGUGGAACUUGCUUGGAAUAUUCAAAUGCACAUUACGGUCACCCGAGAAACGUGAUAAAGCCUUGCAAAAGCCAGGCAAUGUCUGACGGUUGGGAAACAGCCAGGAGAUUAGACAGACCUGAAGUACUCGAGACGUAUGAUGACGGAACUUUGAAAGUAUCGGGAGAAGAAUGGUCGAUUUUCAAAUUGGGUUUUUGUGGAAGAAUUACAAACAUCUGUGUUGAUACCGCACAUUUCAAAGGCAAUUAUCCGGAUACGAUUAAAAUAGAAGGAGCAUUUGUUACAAGUGAAUGGGCACAAUCAAAUAACAUUACUUGGUUCAAUAUACUGAAACGUAGCAAGCUAUCGCCUCAUAAGGAGCAUUGGUUCACGUGUAAAUCAGAUGUUGUGUCUCAUAUUCGUGUUACAAUAGGUCCGGACGGAGGACUUAGCCGACUUAGAACAUUUGGUUACGUGCAACCAACAAUUAUUAUUUGAUAUUCGUCAUAUAAAUGUAACAAAUAUUAUACUGUGAUACUGAAGACAUAUUGUUACUCGUGAACAUAUAUUCUACUAAUUUAAUUACAUUUUGUUUCAUAAUAUUUCACAUAACAUGUCAUCACCUGCCUCUUAUCUUAAUAAGUACGUUACUAUUACACAUAUACAUAUGUCUGUGCAUUUACUGGUAAAAUACAUUGUUUACUUUUAACCCCGCAAAAUAUAUGGUUCCCAUGAGAUACAUGCCUACGUGUGAAGCCAAUUCGGACAACUAGUGAUUAAUUAAUUUCAUUUAAUUUAUAAAUUAAUUUAUAAAUAAAUCCCCCAUACAUACAUUUAGAUAUAAAUUGCGUGUAGGUAUAAGAGUGAUGUUGAUGUUUAUUAUUUCUGAUAGCUUACAUUUUAUCUUUCUAUUGUCUAACAGAGGCUGGCCCUCUACUUGUUUUGCCCUUAAGUAGAUAUUUUAUUUAAAGUGUAAUGAUAAAAUACUAAACGUCUCUGAAAGUAAUUGUUAUUUCAUAAAGUGCUCUGAUUCAAUUACUUUUAUUUUUAUUCAAUAUUAACAUAGUAAAGUAUUAUUAAUGUUAGAAAUAAAUGAAUAUUUCGUCAAA
Molecule: messenger RNA, 1797 nt
Organism: Danaus plexippus (monarch butterfly)
Lineage: Eukaryota; Metazoa; Arthropoda; Insecta; Lepidoptera; Nymphalidae
Product: allantoicase-like
Exons: 8
Coding region: 65-1186 (373 amino acids)
Biological process (GO): allantoin catabolic process
Molecular function (GO): allantoicase activity
Source: RefSeq, a predicted model, not a curated record